Molecule: messenger RNA, 2509 nt
Organism: Crotalus tigris (Tiger rattlesnake)
Lineage: Eukaryota; Metazoa; Chordata; Lepidosauria; Squamata; Viperidae
Gene: ABCB8
Product: ATP binding cassette subfamily B member 8
Exons: 16
Coding region: 100-2217 (705 amino acids)
Biological process (GO): transmembrane transport
Cellular component (GO): membrane
Molecular function (GO): ATP hydrolysis activity; ABC-type oligopeptide transporter activity; ATP binding
Source: RefSeq, a predicted model, not a curated record
CGCGGUGCAUUCUGGGCGGCGGCGGCGGUUCCUGAGGCGGGGAAAGCGAGCGGCCGGCCGGGCGGGGAAGGCGUGAGGGAGCCGCAUUCGCUCGCCGUCAUGCUGGCUCGGCUGGCGCUGCUGCGGCCGGGAGUGGCCGCGGGGCGCGGCUCCUACGGCCGGCGGCUUCCCCGCGGGGAGGCGGCCCUGAAGGGCCUCCCGCCGUCGCCGGCCGUAGGCGUUGCCAGGCACUCCGGGAGCCAUGCCCGCUUCUCCUCCUGCGUCCGGCGGCUUCCCCGCGGCGGCCUGCCCAGGCUCUCCCCGGCCGUGCUGCUGGCCUUGCCCCGCCACCUGGCGCCGCUGGGCCGGAUGGCGGCCUGGUGGGCCGGGCCGGCCCUGGUGGGGCUGGGGGCCGGCUUCGGCCAGAGGGUCUUCUGCCAGGAGGCCCCCAAGGUGGAGAUGAUCUGCCUGCCCGGGGAGAAAGAGCCGGACUUCAACUGGGCCAUGUUUUGGAAAUUCAUACGCCCUCAGCUGCUGGCGGUGGCGGCGUCCAUCGUGUUUGCCUUUGGGGCGGCGAUGCUCAACGUCCACAUCCCGCUGCUGCUGGGCCAGAUGGUGAACGUGGUGGCCAAGCACAUGCGUGUGGGCGACUACCUGCGCUUGGUGCGCGAGCCGGCCCUGCGCCUGCUGACCCUCUACGGCCUCCAGGGCGCCUUAACCUUUGGGUACAUCCUGCUGCUGUCCUGGAUCGGGGAGAGAGUGGCUGGCAGUAUGCGGAAGCAACUGUUCUCUUCCUUCCUCAGGGAAGAGAUUGCCUUUUUCGAUGCCAAUCAGACGGGGCACCUGGUGAACCGCCUGACCGCCGACAUCCAGGAAUUCAAGUCCUCGUUCAAGCUGGUCAUCUCUCAGGGUCUACGCAGCCUCACUCAGACGGUGGGCUGUUUUGUGUCUCUCUACUUGAUUUCCCCCAAGCUGACCGGACUGCUCGUCGUGGUGAUGCCCUUCUUGGUGGGGAUCGGGACCUUUCUCGGCACCUCCCUUCGCAGGCUCUCCCGCAAAGCCCAAGAGCAGGUGUCCAAGGCCACGGCUGUGGCCGACGAGGCCUUGGGGAACGUCCGGACGGUGCGGGCCUUUGCCAUGGAACCCAAAGAGAUCCAAGAAUACGCAGCUGAAGUGGACACUUCCUGCCGUCUCAACAUGAACCUGGGGCUGGGCAUUGCCUUCUUCCAGGGGCUGUCCAACAUGGCCCUGAACUGUAUUGUGCUUGGCACCAUCUUUGUCGGUGGUUCCCUCAUGGCCGGACAGGAGAUGACGCCCGGGGACCUCAUGUCCUUCUUGGUCUCCUCCCAGACCGUACAACGGUCCAUGGCCAGCAUGUCGGUGCUCUUUGGACAGGUUUUACGGGGCAUGAGCGCCGGGGCCCGCGUGUUUGAAUUCAUGAACCUGUCGCCGGAGACGCCCCUGUGCGAGAGACAGACGCUCACCUGCAGCAUGCUGAACGGGCACCUCGAAUUCCGGGAUGUGACUUUCAGUUAUCCCACCCGGCCGGGCUACAGAGUCUUGGAGAACUUCAAUCUCUCCAUCCCUGCCAACAAGACGGUGGCCAUCGUGGGCCAAUCCGGCGGCGGGAAGUCCACCGUGGCGGCCCUGAUGGAGCGCUUCUACGAACCCACCAAGGGCGCCAUCUUCCUGGACGGGCGGGACAUUUGCACCCUGGACGCUUCCUGGCUCCGGGGAGAGGUCAUCGGCUUCAUUAACCAGGAGCCGGUGCUGUUCAGCACCACCAUCAUGGAGAACAUCCGCUUUGGCAAGCCCUGUGCCUCCGAUUCGGAGAUUUACGCCGCUGCCCGGCUGGCCAACGCCGACGAGUUUAUCCGCAGCUUCCCUGAUGGAUACAACACAACUGUGGGGGAGCGUGGCGUGACUCUGUCGGCGGGGCAGAAGCAGCGGGUGGCCAUCGCCCGGGCCCUGAUCAAGAAUCCCAAAGUGCUGAUCCUGGACGAGGCCACCAGCGCCCUGGACGCCGAGUCGGAGCACGUGGUCCAAGAGGCCCUGAACAGGGCCGUGGCCGGCCGGACCGUGCUGGUGAUUGCUCACCGGCUCAGCACGGUCAAGGAGGCCUCCCUCAUCGUGGUCCUGUCCAAGGGCCGGGUGGCCGAGGCUGGGACCCACUCGGAGCUCUUACGGAAGGGCGGCAUCUACGCCGAGCUUUUCCGCCGCCAGGCCAAGGACAUCUGAGACGCGGGAGAUGGCGCCGCUCGGUGGGGCCGGAAACCCCGGAACUCCCCCCUUCCUUUUUUUGUAGUCAUUCCUGCCCCACUUUCGCUCGGCCUCCAGCCCCCCACCCCACCCCACCCGAGCUGGUUGCUCGGGACAGGCCCAGAGCCCGUUGCUCUGGGACGCUCUGUUGUCGGUUUCAGGGAACGCGGCUUUCGUCUCUUCCUCCAGUGCGUGGAAAAGGACGAGCCGCGUGCAAUUUGACACUUGAAUCUCUUUUUUUUUUUCAAAUACAGCCUUUUUGGGUUCGGAC